AUGGACUCGCCUCCGAAGAGAAUGACGCGGGCUCGAGCUGCCGCUAAAGCGGGUGAGACCACUGUGAAAACAGCGAAGAUCGUUACUGCGGCCGCAAAAGCUCGAUCUCUUUCAUCUGCAACUGCAAGCACCAAAAGCACAGCUGCAAAGAGGAAGACCAGGGCCGAUGAAAACGACGACGCUGAAGACGAUUUUGACAAGUUCAACACAAGAAAAACAACGAGGGCACGUUCCACGAAGGCGUGUGACAGCGAACGCAGCAGUAUCACGACCGAGGCUACUUCGUCAUCGAACACAGACGUACGUCGCAGGGUUUCAAGAAAGCCUGCGGAUGAAGCAAAAGCCGAAAACAGCACUGGGUUAUCCAGGCUUCGAGGUCGUCCGAGAAAGACACCUUUACAAAACCCAGAACCAGCAGCCGGGGAGUCAACGACAAAAGCGACGCGGCCUCACAAUAGAACCGCCAGCAAAACAAAUGCAGAAGAUACGAGACCCGCAAUGAAGAAGACCGUCAAGUUUCAAGAAGCCGGAAAAGAAAACGUUAGUCUCGCGUCAAAAGCUAAGGCUGCAGCCAGCACGAGCGGACUACGCGUCCGUCCUUCUCGACGUGCGGCUACGGCGAUGUCGAAGUCACCGACAAACUCUUCUUCUGACUCCUUUGAGACGGCCUCCAAGAAACCACUGAGCCCGAAGAAAGUGACCCAGAUGCCAGUUUCCAGAGACAGGGAAAGUUCGGAAGAUGAGCUGGCAGGAGGUGGCGAGCCACGGAUGUUGAUGAAGAGCCCAAUCAAGUCAUCGACAAACCAACACAUCAAUGACAAACCGCUCAAUAUUACAUACGAAACGAACCAGGACAACCAAAUAUUGGAUGCAACUACACGUGCAGCGGUUCCAGCAUCAACACUAGCAUCACCGCCAAGACGACUUCCUACCUCCCCCACAAGAGAUUCAUUAAAGUCGCCCGCAAAGAGGCCAGGUUGCAGCGUUCAGUUACCUGGAUCACUAAUGAAGCCUCGGCCGCUUCCCACGGGAGACCACCAGGAUCAGCCCGCUUUGUUCCAAUCCCCGGCCAAAAGACCACCCUCACCCAUAAAAGGCUCAGUGUAUCCAUUGAUGGUGGGUGGCACGCCCCUUCAUGGCCAGACAUCAGUCCAAACCUCAUUACUUCAAUCCCCAGCCAAGCGAGCAAUGCCUGGUAUGAGGCCGCUGGCAGAUGGAGCAAACAAAAAGGACAUGUUACUUGCCAGGACUCCCAAAAUGCAGCCAAUUGUUGCUUCAAGUUCAAACAUUACUACCUCCGAGCGGCCAUCACAGCUCCUCCUCGCUGAAGAGUCUCAAACUGGAGAGACUGGCGAGCCGGCAGACGACCCCUUUACCGGCCCGAUCGAUAGCCCCAGAUUUCCAGGGCGAAUGUCUGCUGUACUUCCACGCCACGCUGACCCCCUUCUCAAUGGAAAUACUAUGCAAUAUGGAGGCGAUGAUGAGGAACUCGAUCUCUUCCGCUCCCCCGCCUCUCGAGGAAAACCCUGUUUGAGCCACAGCAAAGAUUUGCUCGGCAGUCAGUCCGCCGUCGUGUCAAUCGAAGCAAGUGAAGAAGGUCUCAAUGCCGAGCCAAUGGCGCUGGGAGAAUCGGCUCGCAAAGUAGAAAACGUACACGAAGUUGGGGAUCCUGAAACUCAGAAAUGCUCCGAGGCAGCCGCAGAGACACAUGCAAUUAAAAGAUGCCCGAUGUUUCAACUUCGGGGGAGCGUUCUUAACCCAUGUCACGACUUUGAAUCUGAUUUUGAGUCUGAAGAUGACUUAUCUCCUUUGAAGCAGCUUCCGGUGCAGCAGAGCUGCCCGGGCCGCCGGUCCGAGAAGGGACGUAACUCUAUUUAUGCAACCCAAAGAGCCUCACGAAGAUCUACUCUUGGGUUGACAUCUUUGGCUGAGCAGUUCGGUGCCUGGGCGCCUGUUAGCUCUAGAAAAGCGUCUAUAGACCACUCGAACGUCGCCAAAGAUGCACAUGGCGACAGUGCUACGGCCGUUACACCGACGCGCACGGGCAUCACCGACUCGGAGACUAUAUCCAUGUCGAAUUCGUUUUUCGAAGAUGAGAUUCUAGUCCACUCUGGCCUAGAACAACCCCGCAAGCAUGAUAAAGCCCAAGCAGAGCAGGGUGUCGAUGAUGAUGCCAUUACCAUGGAGGAUAUUGUUAUGACAGAUGAAGACGUUGCUCUUGCUGCAGAAGCCAACAACAUGUCUCUCAUGGCGGACCACGCUGAUGGCAGCAAUGAAACCCAACGCCUAGACGAAGUUCUUUCAGAAGCCAGCCAGGAAUACGGGGACGAGAACAAAUUCCCCGUGGACCCGUCUCUCUCAUCUGAAAGAGACUUAACACAGUCUACUCCCUCGCGGCCAUUUCAACAGAGGCCCUAUUUUACUACAACCAAAAUACCCUUGAAGCCAGCAGACGAUUCUGAACCAAGUCCCUGCAAGAAGCGCGGCCGUAGUGCUUCUCACAUCUCUGCUGAAAGCGCCGGGAAGUUGCCUAGGAGCGCUACGGUUAUUUCAUACUCGCCAACAAAAGAAAAACAAAGAAUGUCUAUACUUUCUCCAGAGGGUCCGUUCUCUAUCCAAGCCAGCGGGGAUCUAUGGUCAUAUGCCGGUACCCCAGGACGGACACCUCGUCGAGAUAUCAAUUCAGGGCUACUUCGUGGAGCUGUGGUGUUUGUUGAUGUACAUACUACAGAGGGGGCAGAUGCCAGCGGAAUUUUCGUGGAGCUUUUAAGUCAAAUGGGUGCUAAGUGUGUCAAAACCUGGUAUUGGAAUCCCACCGGCUCACUGAGCAGCGAAGGCUCCACAAGUAAAGUCGGGAUAACUCAUGUUGUGUUCAAGGAUGGUGGUAAACGAACAAUGGAAAAGGUGCGGCAAACCAACGGGGUUGUUCAUUGUGUAGGGGUCAGCUGGGUUCUGGACUGCGAGCGCGAGAACAAAUGGCUCGACGAAUCACACUAUUACAUCGACACUGCUCUGAUUCCUCGGGGAGGCGCUAGACGCCGGAAGAGCAUGGAGCCCAAAGCAAUUGCAAACCUCAAUGGAAUCAUCGUAUCUGGGUCUACCAAAUCAUCUAAAACGCCAAGCACGCCAAAAAAUCGGAGGGAGAGCACGAUGUGGAUGCACACUCCGUCUGAUCAGGGCGAACAGGAUGAUGAAGACCUGGAAUGGUCGUGUGCAUUGCUCACUCCGGUACCCAAGACCCCGGCCCCGGAGACAAUAGCAAAAUACGCGGCCGACCUUCCUCAAACCCCGUCUUGGGAAGAUGUAUCAGACAUUCCCUCUCCAUUAAAACAGAGCCUUCUAACAAGGACGUGUCCACCGAAGGAAAGCAACUAUCGUGAUCUCGGCGAAGGGAUUUUGAGCCAGGAGAAGGAUGAAAGGGUAAUGAUGAGGCUUAUGGCGGCUAGGCGGAAAAGCCUUCAGUUCGCCCCAAAGAUUGGCAGCCCUCUAGCCAAAACCUGGGAGUGA
Messenger RNA from Pochonia chlamydosporia 170, 3507 nucleotides. RefSeq lists its product as hypothetical. Gene Ontology annotation, biological process: mitotic cell cycle. NCBI's taxonomy places the organism in Eukaryota, Fungi, Ascomycota, Sordariomycetes, Hypocreales, Clavicipitaceae. The record is from RefSeq and is a predicted model, not a curated record. The coding region runs from base 1 to 3507 and encodes 1168 amino acids. The transcript has 2 exons.